This is a messenger RNA of Panicum hallii, 2280 nucleotides long. Its product is annotated as mannosyl-oligosaccharide 1,2-alpha-mannosidase MNS1-like. Gene Ontology annotation, molecular function: calcium ion binding; mannosyl-oligosaccharide 1,2-alpha-mannosidase activity. Bases 199 to 1932 code for a protein of 577 amino acids. The transcript has 16 exons. NCBI's taxonomy places the organism in Eukaryota, Viridiplantae, Streptophyta, Magnoliopsida, Poales, Poaceae. The record is from RefSeq and is a predicted model, not a curated record. Gene Ontology annotation, biological process: carbohydrate metabolic process; N-glycan processing. Gene Ontology annotation, cellular component: endoplasmic reticulum; Golgi membrane.
AAGAGCGAACGGAUAAAAUCUCUCUCAAUAUUGACCAUUGUCCUCCUGUUGUUUUGGUCCCAAAUUGUUUCUUCCCUUCCUUCCAGUAUAUUUUGCCACUAUCACUCUCAAGCGGAGGAAGUCCGGCACCUUUCGGCUCCCAAUUUCGCCGGAGGCGGCAAGGCAGCGUCCCGGCGAUCCCCGUGGACCGGCCCACCCAUGGGCCGGCGGUCGCAGUCGUCGUCGUCGUCGUCCAGGGCGUGGCGCCAUCUGAGCCCGUGGUACUACCUCAAGCGGCCGACGCGCCUCGCCCUCCUCAUCGUCGGCUUCGUCGCCGCCACUUUCGCCUCCUGGAACCGCCUCUCCCUCGUCCGCGACUACGAGGCUGAGAUAUCCCGGUUGGAUGAGGAGGUAAAUCGGUUGUAUGACCAGUUAAGAAUGGCGGGAAUCUAUCUGGAUGAAAAUCCAAAUAUUGAAAACAUCAUCAAGAAACAUCAUCUAGAAGUUGACCCUGUCAAUAAUGCGAGGAGAGAAAAGGUUAAGGAAGCUAUGCUUCACGCUUGGAACUCAUAUGUAAAGUAUGCGUGGGGACAGGAUGAGCUCCAGCCGCAAUCAAAGAAUGGUGUCAAUACUUUUGGUGGUCUUGGAGCUACUCUUGUGGACUCACUUGAUACAUUAUAUAUAAUGGGAUUGAAAGAGGAAUUCAAGAAGGCUAGAGACUGGGUUGCUGAAUCAUUAGAAUUCGACAAGGAUUACGAAGCAAGUGUGUUUGAAACAACAAUAAGAGUUGUUGGAGGUCUCCUCAGUGCGUAUGAUUUGUCAGCUGAUAAAAUAUUUCUUGAGAAGGCAAGAGACAUCACUGAUCGACUGUUACCUGCCUGGGAUACAUCAUCUGGUAUCCCAUACAAUAGAAUCAACCUAGCUGAAGGCAAAGCUAGUAAUCCAGGAUGGAAUGGUGGCAACAGUAUACUUGCAGAUUCAGGCACAGAACAACUUGAAUUUAUAGCCUUAUCUCAGAGGACUGGAGAUCAAAAGUAUCAGCAAAAGGUGGAGAAUGUAAUCAGGCAAUUUCAGAAAAUAUUCCCCAGUGAUGGCUUGCUUCCUAUUAAUAUAAAUCCUCAUUCAGGGGCUGUGAAAUCGUACUCAAAGAUCACAUUUGGUGCUAUGGGGGAUAGUUUUUAUGAAUACUUGCUCAAGGUCUGGAUACAGGGUAACAAAACUGAAAGUGUCAAACAUUACAGGCAAAUGUGGGAAACAUCAAUGGAAGGCCUGUUAGGUUUGACAAGGAAAACUUCUUCUAACUUCUACUAUGUGUGUGAGAAGAAUGGUGAUUCAUUAUCUGAGAAGAUGGAUGAACUUGCAUGCUUUGUGCCUGGUAUGCUGGCAUUGGGAGCAUCAGGCUAUAGCCCGGAAAAAGCAGAGAAAAUUAUGAAUCUUGCAGAAGAGCUUGCAUGGACCUGUUAUAACUUCUACCAAUCAACUCCAACAAAAUUGGCUGGAGAAAACUAUUAUUUCCAUGGCGGACAGGACAUGGUCGUGGGCACAUCAUGGAACAUCCUUAGACCAGAGACUAUUGAGUCACUCAUGUAUUUGUGGCGCCUAACUGGGAAUAAAACAUACCAAGAUUGGGGCUGGGACAUAUUCCAAGCAUUUGAGAAGAACUCCCGUAUAGAAUCUGGAUAUGUUGGUCUGAAAGAUGUGAAUACUGGUACAAAAGAUGACAUGAUGCAGAGCUUCUUCCUGGCAGAGACACUCAAGUAUCUGUACUUGCUGUUCUCCCCGCCAUCUUUUAUCUCCUUCGAUGAGUGGGUCUUCAACACUGAAGCCCACCCACUGAAAAUAGUCACAAGACAUGGCAAUGAGGGCAGUUCGGGUGAUGCAGAAGUGCAAAGUACAGGGCUUUUGCUCAUGCCAUCUGAUCUAUACCGGCACGACAAAGGAGAUCCGCCUUGAUGGAAGUUCAGGAUUGAAAUGGCGAAUGUCACACUUUGGCAGCAUCAGGGCACAGGUCUGGAUGAAACUAGAGGUAGAAUUUGGUGGUAUAGUUUGGAUGGUGACCUUGUGGCACAGUAAAGUACAGAAAUGCGGAGUCUCUGGUUUUUACAUUAUAGCAGAGAUUUAUUUUGCCGUAUGCUAUUUCCAUUUUCAUGUGUGUAGAAUUACAGCUAGGUCAUGCUAUAUGACCACCAACUUGGACAUGUGUACUAGCAGGAAAGCAUAUGCUCUCUGUAUUUUGUGUUAUGCCAGGACUGAUACAGAUGCAACGUUUGUAUGUCGAGAGAGAUUUUUGCUUUGGCUACC